CUUCAUUAGUCUCUUCUCCUUCUCUCAAUUCACCAAUUCAUCUCAGACUCACCUCAAGAACUCAGUCCUACCCGUUUGGUUAUUCCUUAGCAUCACCUUCAUUUCUCUCCCUCCCAUCUCUCCCUCCUCCCUGUCUCCUCCCCUUCUCUUCUUGGUUCAGUGGACUCCCCAUCAAUAGAUGGCGAUCUCGCUUAUCCCCCUUCGCCGCCAUUCUCACGCAUACACCAUUGCCCUCUCGCAACCUAUUCGCAGACACAGUAGGAAUUGAAUUGAACUUCUCCUUGACCUACUCUCUGUUCUUGAUAUCAUCUACAUCAUGGCCGUUGAAGUCCUUCCCCUCACCACCGCGGAUAUUCCGGAGGCCGUAGCAUGCAUCCAGACAGCAUUUGCCGAUGAUCCAUUCUUCCGCUGGGUAUUCAACAAGAGAUCUGGGUUCAAUUUGCAACGCAACGCCGCCUCGAUGGCCGCCCAUUUCCGAUACGGACUCUCGUGCGAAGCGCCCAUCUACAUCGCCAAAGCCACCUCCCGUCCCGGCGACAGCGACAAGGCCCCCUGCAGCGAGAUUGCCGGCGUCUGCUGGUGGUUCCCCCCACAGCCUGCAUCGGAGCCGGUCUCGUGGACUGUCUGGGCCCAGGAUUGGCUGCUCUCCUUCCGCCAACUGCUCUUCAACAUCCGCUUCGGCGGCCGCGGCGGGCUCAACGUACGGCGGUACUGGCAGUGGAAGCAGCGCCAGGAAGCCACCCACGCCAAGGUCUGGACUGACCCCCGCGGGUAUUACUUCUGUAAUGUGUUGGCCGUCAACUCCGAGAUGCGGGGUAUGGGCGUCGGCCGCAAGUUGGUCGAGGCGGUGACACAGAAGGCGGACCUGGAGGGAAUGCCCUGCUAUCUGGAAAGUUCCAAGGGGUUUCCCAACCUGGUCAUCUAUGAAAAGUUGGGCUUCGAGCUGGUGGAGGAGAUUGACUGUGUGGAUGGGAAUGAUAGUUGCAAGCUGUAUUGUAUGAUCCGUCAGCCGAAGAAGGCGGAUUGAGUGCAGUCUCCCCAUCAACCCCUUCACUGUACCGCAGCGUAUACUCUCUGAUCGGACUUUUAGUAUCUGGGAAGGAAGAAAGAUGAUUUGUUUGCUGGCGUUACAUAUGAGCAUCAAUCAUUAGCUUACCCACGACCUUUAUUCUCACAAAUCAGAC
Aspergillus saccharolyticus JOP 1030-1 is the source of this 1184-nucleotide messenger RNA. RefSeq names its product GNAT family N-acetyltransferase. The record is from RefSeq and is a predicted model, not a curated record. The transcript has 3 exons. NCBI's taxonomy places the organism in Eukaryota, Fungi, Ascomycota, Eurotiomycetes, Eurotiales, Aspergillaceae. Bases 317 to 1027 code for a protein of 236 amino acids. Gene Ontology annotation, molecular function: acyltransferase activity, transferring groups other than amino-acyl groups.